Cyprinodon tularosa is the source of this 1105-nucleotide messenger RNA. It is a transcript of the gene clrn1, whose product is annotated as clarin 1. The record is from RefSeq and is a predicted model, not a curated record. Bases 170 to 871 code for a protein of 233 amino acids. Lineage: Eukaryota; Metazoa; Chordata; Actinopteri; Cyprinodontiformes; Cyprinodontidae. The transcript has 3 exons. Gene Ontology annotation, biological process: equilibrioception; sensory perception of sound.
UUAUGGUGACGGGAGAGCAGUAGAGGAGGUGUCAUCUGAUCUGAUCCCUGUUCUGAUGGACCGUCGGAUCUAACAGCACAGCAAUAAUCCUGGGAGUUAUUAAUCCCUGCGGUUUAGUUUGGAUUUUUCGGACCCCAUGGAGUCCCGCCCAGCUUGACCCGGACCCAUCAUGCCGAACCGUCAGAAGCAGGUCCUGUUCUGCUCCGCCGGCAUCCUGAGCCUCUGCUGCGCCCUGUCGGCUGCCGUCAUCAGCGGCCUGCCCUUUUGGCUCCGCGGGUCCGUGCUCUGCAGAACCGGGGCCGAACUGGUCAACGCCACCGGAGCCGAACUGGACCAGUUCGUGGGAGAUCUCAGCUACGGACUUUUCCACGGAGAGAGGGUGAAGCAGUGCGGCCUGGGCGGCAGACCGUCCCGCUUCUCAUUCUUCCCAGACCUGAUGAGUGUAAUUCCAGCCGGCCUCCACGUCACCAUCAUCUUCUUCUGCAGUGUUGUGGUUCUCUUCUCCUCCGUGGCCUCUGGCUUCUUCUUCUUCAACGCCUUCGGACGGCCCUAUGAGACACUGCAAGGCCCAAUGGGCCUGUACCUGUGGACCUGCAUCUGCUCAGGUUUGACCAGCUGCCUGGUUCUGAUCCUCUUCGCCUCUGAGGUGAAAAUCCGCCGGCUAUCCGAGCUCAUCGCCAACUUCAAGGAGGAGAAUUUUGUUUUUCAGACGUACUCGGAGAGCUACGACAGCUGCUUUUGGGUUUUCUUCAUCAUCCUCGUCCUUCAUGGACUCAACCUGGUUCUGAUUCGACUUACAGGGAUCCAGUUCCCAUUCCAGGGGAAGAAAGAUGUAGAGCUGAGCGUCGGUGCAGCCGACCUCAUGUACUGAUGGACUCGAAGACUAACAGAACCCCAGCUAGCUGUUGUCUGGUGGUUCCGAUGAAAACUGUAGAACAUAUUAGAGACACCUUAAAGGUUUUUAGUGUUUACCUCAACAAAUCCAGAGAAUCAAUCUUGAUUUCUGAAUAGAACCUGAUUGGUUGUGUUUAUUCAUGAUGAGACGACAUUUAGAUUCUUUAGAGAUUUUGUUUGUAACACUUUUUUUUAGAGAAAAAUAAACUUG